CCCGGGCAGUGCGGGGAAGGCGCCCAUUGGCCGGCUGGCGCCACGUGGCCGCCCCCGCCAGUAUAUUAAGCCACUAUUUAUCUCCGGCUCGCUCGCCAUGGCUCUGCGAGGGCAGCAGGGGUAGGGUGGAAGGGCGGCGCGGCGCAGACGGCCACGGUCCUGCCGGGUUCCGCACCUCGGCCCCGGCCUGCGACCCAGAGGGGAUAGGGGCGGAACCAUGAGCUCCUACCUGGAGUACGUGUCGCGCGGCGGUGGCGGCGACGUGCUCAGCUUCGUACCCAAGUUCUGCCGCGCCGACGCCCGACCCGUGACCCUGCAGCCCGCUUUCCCUCUGGGCAGCAGCGACGGCGCCUUCGUCAGCUGCCGGCCCCUGGCCACCUCCCUCCCCGCGCCUUCACCCCCUACCGACCCUGCGCAGCCACCCGCGCCGUCUCCGGCCGCGGCCCGGUACCCGCCGUGUACCCUGGAGCGUGCCUACGAGCCGGGCGCCGCACCUGCUGCUGCUGCUGCGGCGGCGGGGGGCGCGGACUACGGCUUCCUGGGAUCCGGGCCCGCGUACGACUUCCCAGCCGCGCUCGGGCGGCCCACCGACGACGGCGGGGCGCACGUCCACUACGCCACCUCGGCCGUGUUCUCGGGCGGCAACUCCUUCCUCCUUAGCGGGCAAGUGGAUUACGCGGCCUUCGGCGAACCCGGUCCCUUCCCAGCGUGUCUCAAAGAACCAGGGGACGGUCACCCCGGGGCUUUCCAGACCGCGUCCCCGGCCCCUGGCGCCUACCCCAAGUCUGUCUCCCCAGCCUCCGGCCUCCCCGCAGCCUUCAGCACUUUCGAGUGGAUGAAAGUGAAAAGAAACGCCCCAAAGAAAAGCAGACUCGCGGAGUAUGGAGCCGCAAGCCCCUCCAGCACCAUCCGCACGAAUUUCAGCACCAAGCAACUGACAGAACUGGAGAAAGAGUUUCAUUUCAAUAAGUACUUGACUCGAGCCCGUCGCAUUGAGAUAGCCAACUGCUUGCAGCUGAAUGAUACCCAAGUGAAAAUCUGGUUCCAGAACCGCAGGAUGAAACAGAAGAAAAGGGAGCGGGAGGGGCUCCUGGCCGCAGCCACCCCGGUGGCCCCUCUCCAGCUUCCUGUCUCUGGGAAGAACCCCGGGAGCCCUUCUGGGGCCCAGGAGCCUUCCUGAGGGCCAGUCUCCAGGUCCAGGAACACUGGCCGGCCGACGGAAGUCGCAGGCCACUCCCACUUCUCUCUGGACCUGAGCUGGAGGUGGCCACGGACAGGAACCAGAGGGGUUUCACUUGGGAAAAGGUGCAUCUUAGUAGGCUUCUGAGUUCCAGGCUGUGUGUUUAGAUAUAAAUUCGGUAUCUCUUAAGCCACUAGUGUGUGUAUUAUUUGUGUCUUAUCAGGGAAUCGAAUCGGGGCCCGGCUGCCUGCUGUGUUUCCUCCCUUAGUCACAGGCAGUUCCUGGGUGCCAAGUGGCAGGCCGUUGAUUGCUGGGUUCUGCCAAGCCCCUGACACAUUCACAGGAGCACCUGCCCGGAGUUUUUCCGCUUUUACUUUAAAGGGCAAGGCUGUGCCUAGUCAGCUUCCUGAGAAGACCAAAGCUAGGUAGGAUCUCCUUGAUGUAGCUCUGCUGCUUCAAUGACGAUCACAUUUGCACUUCAGUUUUCUUUUCUUUUCUUUUUUUUUUUUCUUUAAAAAGCAGUUUCUACCUCUCCGUGUGCCUGAGUGAAGAUACAAUCGCUGUUUAGUUAAUACGCUGACCAAGCCACAGGGUGGGUGAAGAUUAGAAUCUGAACUACACCUUGACAUCAGUUACGCAGACUUGAAUGUAAAUUUAUACAGUGUGUAUAUUUUUAAAAGGUUUGCUUGCAAUGAACUUCUAUAUGACAUUUAAUGUCAGCAUGUAAAGGGUCGGAAUCUUUUUUGUAAUAAAAACUACAGAAUCCAACUA
Messenger RNA from Oryctolagus cuniculus (rabbit), 1951 nucleotides. It is a transcript of the gene HOXD1, whose product is annotated as homeobox D1. Gene Ontology annotation, biological process: regulation of transcription by RNA polymerase II. The record is from RefSeq and is a predicted model, not a curated record. Gene Ontology annotation, cellular component: nucleus. NCBI's taxonomy places the organism in Eukaryota, Metazoa, Chordata, Mammalia, Lagomorpha, Leporidae. Gene Ontology annotation, molecular function: DNA-binding transcription factor activity, RNA polymerase II-specific; RNA polymerase II cis-regulatory region sequence-specific DNA binding.